This is a messenger RNA of Saccostrea echinata, 1524 nucleotides long. Its product is annotated as NADH-cytochrome b5 reductase-like. The transcript is spliced from 6 exons. The coding region runs from base 457 to 1464 and encodes 335 amino acids. NCBI's taxonomy places the organism in Eukaryota, Metazoa, Mollusca, Bivalvia, Ostreida, Ostreidae. Gene Ontology annotation, molecular function: oxidoreductase activity. The record is from RefSeq and is a predicted model, not a curated record.
AUUUUAGAGUUUUUUAUGUAAUUUAAAGUUAUAUGACAAUGGAUAGUUCUGUGAAUUCAUCUUGUAAAAGGAAACGUGAUGAAGAAGAUGAGACGAACAAUAUCAACAGAACUGAAAGUGAAGAGCAAGGAAAACUCAAACAGACUCAGUCAAACAAAUGUACUGUGAGGGAGGGUCAUUCCUGGUGGACCUGCUUAAUGAUGGACAUGCCAAUGAGCAUGACAAAGCCCCAGAAAGUCGAUCAGAAUUCACCACAGAAAUAACUCAAAGUCUGGAACAAUUGCUGUUACUUAUUUGAAUUUAUGUUAUUAUUUUUACUUUAACUGAAGAUAUGUAUAUACAUGAACUGCUGUGAUUUUCCCUCACAAAAUGUACUGUUUUUUAUUUUGUUAGUACAUUAGCAUUACUUCCCAGCAUGGAAAACACAAGGCUUUUAAACGUAUCAGUGUCUCUAUUAUGAAUGUAGUACAUAUUAAAACCAGUGAUAAAAAUAUUGAGCAAGUUGAUGAUUGCAAUUCAAUGAAUUGUGACAACAGUCCCAGUAAAGAACCUGGAGUCUCGCUGCCUUGUCCCCCUCUAAAACCUGAGGAUACAGACUGUUGUGGGUCAGGAUGUGUACCUUGUGUGUUUGAUAUCUAUGAACAGGAUUUAAAAAUAUGGAGAAAAGAAUGCAGAAAAAUAAAAGAAAACCAGAGAAAUGAAGAAAAUCUGUCUGAUGAUCAUUUGCUGACUGAUUCUGAGUAUAGGAAGUUUUGUAUCACAGAAAUCAGACAAGAAACAAAAAAUUGUUUUCGCUUUCGACUGAAAUUGCCAGAAUUUUCAUCCUUGGGCCUCAAAGUUGGACAGCAUAUCAUAAUUAGGGAUACAAACAAUGGUUCAGCAGUUAGUCGACAGUAUACCCCUAUAUCUGAUGUCAGUUGUUUGGGACAUUUUGAUCUCCUCAUCAAGAUUUAUGACCAUGGGAAAAUGAGUCACUGUGUCAGACAGUGGAGUGUUGGUAUGGGUAUUGAAGUCAGAGGGCCAUUUGGAAAUCUUCAGUAUUCUCCUAACAAGAACAGGAAGUUAUUUCUGUUGGCUGCUGGAACAGGCAUUGCUCCCAUGAGUCAAGUUAUCCAAUGCAUUCUGGGAAAUGAAGAGGAUGAUACAUUGAUACAGCUCUUCUAUGCCUGUAAAUCAUAUGAGGAAAUUCUUAUGAAGUCUGAACUGAAUGAAUGGUCAUCAUUCUGGAACUUUUCUGUCACCUAUGUAUUAAGUCAGGAGACAGGAAAUGGAGGGUCUUACAGGUAUGGGGAUCAAGUCUGUGAAGGUAGAAUGGAUUUGGAUUUUCUCACCAAAAAUGUGUCACCCUCUGACAUUAACUCAGGAACUUUUGUCUUGGUCUGUGGGACAAAAUCUUUUGACAAUGACAUGAUUGAGCAUUGUAAACUUCUCAGUUUUAAAGAAACUCAGAUACAUAGAUUUUGAAAACAAAGUUGACAAAUAUGCUUCACAUAUUCAUAGUUUGCUGUGUUUUAAAAAUUAAAA